Molecule: messenger RNA, 849 nt
Organism: Funneliformis geosporum
Lineage: Eukaryota; Fungi; Glomeromycota; Glomeromycetes; Glomerales; Glomeraceae
Source: the annotation of a GenBank genome assembly
AUGACAACUUUAUACGGGAACGACGAUUUUACUAUUCCGGGAAAUAUGUCAACUAGUCAAAGUACCCAAUCAACCCAAAAUACUGCAACCACCUCUUUUACAUCCACUUCCGAUGUCUUUGAGCCCGGCGAACUGAAAAGAUAUCGCAAUUACUGGUGGAAAACUGGUAAAAUGCACUCGAAGGCCAGGUGGGAAGAGGCAACUUUACCGUAUGAGUUAGCUACUGAGGUACCUUUUGAUACUUAUGUCGAACGUACGGAUAAAUAUAAUAUUCACGGCUGGUGGGAGUGGGAAAAUGGGACCGUCCGUAUCAUUGAAUUACCCACAAUAUUUCACGAGCGUUGUGUUGGUUCUAUAGUCCGGGAUAUUACUUUUGCAACUGUUGGUGUGAGGAGCACUAACCUCGACAUUCUUUAUGAUGGAUCUACAACAAGGAAAACUCCUAGAACGGGCAAAGAAGCGGAUGCAUCAUGGUUACCAGUAUCAAAACCUCGAUUGAAUGGGGGCGGAUGUGACCCAAGCGGUACUCGGCCAUGGCCGAAUCUAGUAGUAGAGAUUGCGUACGCACAAUCUGAAACGAAUGUCAAAGAUAAAGUCGAACAAUACUGGCUUCUAGGUGGUCGAGCCCAUGAUGCUAUUGCAAUUAAAAUAGAACAACCUAUCGCACCAGCUACAAUACCUUCAGUGAUGACGGCUUGGCACUAUUGCAUUAAUCAUCCGCGAACAGCUAUCGGUGCAUUUAAUCCCACGAUGUAUGAAUUUGGAACUAUUAGUCGUGGAGGAAAUCCGAUCAACCUGCAACCUGGGCAAUGCGUUAUCAACAUUCAACUAGCAUGCCUUUACCAUGGG